GGUGGUCACGCGAGUAUUCGAGCAGCCGAAGCAGGUCAAACACGAGAACUACCCAGCGAAUACUACUCGCUCACCUCAAACAUGGCCUUGACGCUUUUGCCGUACAAGGCCGAAUACCUACGGGCCAUUACGGACAUGGGCUCCAAUGGUAUUCGAUUCUCCAUAUCAAGUCUGCAACCACCUACUCAAAGGGUCAUGCCUACCUUGUACCAGCAUCGAGUGGGUAUCUCUUUGUACGAUGCACAAUACUCCACAUCGGGCGAGAGGGUGCCUAUAGACGACAAGACCAUCUCGGCUGUCGUGGUGGCCUAUAAGCAAUUCAAGCGGACAUGUAUCGAUUAUGGCGUACCGGAUGAAAAUGUGACUGUGCUUGCCACAGAGGCCACUAGGACCGCCCUCAAUUCAGUCGAGUUCCGCCAACGGAUCAAGGACGAGGUAGGCUGGACUGUCACGAUGCUUUCGAAGGAAGAAGAAGGCCGCAUCGGGGCACUGGGAGUCGCUAGCUCCUUGCCUGAAGUCAGUGGACUUGUCAUGGAUCUUGGUGGCGGAUCGACUCAACUAAGCUGGCUAGUCAAAGGAUCAAAAAACGCCGGGAUUCAAAUGCCGGAUAGAGGAUCGGUUCCCCCCGAGCUCGAGGCUUCCGCUUUCGAGGAUGGUGGAAUUACACUUUACCUUUCAGGCGGAGGAUUUCGAGGCUGGGGUUAUGUGCUUAUGGGUCGACACAGCAUCGACCCCUACCCAAUCCCAGUCAUCAAUGGAUACAGAGCUAGCAGGCGCGAUUUUCUCAGCAUCGAACAAGUAAAAGCAGCUGCUGAAACCUCGCUAUCAUCCCAAGAUGAAGAGGAGUCGAUAUUCAGGGUAUCCGACAGGAGGGCCGGCCAAGUUCCUGCUGUCGCACUGCUUGUCAAUGUUCUCGCAGAAGUUCUUACCCAAGUCAAAGACGUGCGUUUCUGUCAAGGUGGCGUACGAGAGGGAUAUUUAUUCGCCUCACUUUCGAAUGAGAUCAGAGCCCAAAAUCCGCUGGUUGUCGCAACUCAGCCAUUCGACGUUAGCGGCAUGUCCGAGGCGCUGGCAAGCUUAUUGGAGGAUGCAUUACCAGCCGGUUCUACCAAGGAGGCUACUGAUGACUAUAAAUCGGUAUUGACCACAGACUUGUUCGACACGUUAGCAAAUAUGAUGUACUAUCAUUCAAGUCAUUCGAAAGAACUACAAGCGACGGCCGCCCUCAGAAGCACAACAUCAGGCAUCCUAGCAGGCGUGCACGGUGUACUGCAUGAAUCGCGGACACUCAUCGCCCUACUUCUGUGCGCGAGAUGGGGCGGGAGUGUACCACCCAACGAUGAAAAGUUCAAACAGAGCCUCGAACGCUUGGUGCCGUCCCCCUGGAUACUCUGGUGGGUUAAUUACAUCGGCGCAGUCGCUGCUCUCAUAGGAAGUGUAUAUCCCUCCGGAUAUGUCUCUCAGCAACACAAACGCCUUGCACUGAGAGCAAUAUGGACUGCCGAUGAAAAACAGCGACCGGUCCUCACACUACAGGUCACACUGUCGGCAGACAUCGAUCCGGCACUGUUUGAUGCUGAGGCUAGAGAUAUUGAAAAGGUGGGUAAGAGGAAACGUUGGAUUGGUGGUAGAGACGGCGCCGGCCACAGAGUUGCGGUGAAUAUCAAUCCAUGACCCCUGGUCGCGCGUCAGCGAUUUACGUUUCGACGAAGGCAUCGGCUACUGUGAUGCCGUGACUCAGUAGCAUAAAAUUAGAACGGUCGUCGGCAAUGAGUGCACACGUCGAUGCCUGUGAAGACGCCGGAGAAGGUUUGCCGAGUCACUGAGUCAUGCGAGCUUAUCCACGUCACGAGCAACGCCGCGUUAGCUACCUAGGUAUAGAUGUAGGAA
This is a messenger RNA of Dissoconium aciculare CBS 342.82, 1890 nucleotides long. Its product is annotated as Ppx-GppA-domain-containing protein. The transcript is spliced from 3 exons. Gene Ontology annotation, biological process: regulation of transcription by RNA polymerase II. NCBI's taxonomy places the organism in Eukaryota, Fungi, Ascomycota, Dothideomycetes, Mycosphaerellales, Dissoconiaceae. Bases 82 to 1674 code for a protein of 530 amino acids. The record is from RefSeq and is a predicted model, not a curated record.